This is a messenger RNA of Pisolithus orientalis, 3193 nucleotides long. RefSeq names its product topoisomerase II-associated protein PAT1. The transcript is spliced from 10 exons. Gene Ontology annotation, molecular function: RNA binding. Lineage: Eukaryota; Fungi; Basidiomycota; Agaricomycetes; Boletales; Pisolithaceae. Gene Ontology annotation, cellular component: P-body. The record is from RefSeq and is a predicted model, not a curated record. Gene Ontology annotation, biological process: P-body assembly; deadenylation-dependent decapping of nuclear-transcribed mRNA. Bases 75 to 2996 code for a protein of 973 amino acids.
ACCGCAUAUCUCUCCGAUUUCUUCGUUUUCGAAGUUCCCGGAAGACCUUUGGCUUGUCAAGGCAAGGCUUUCUUAUGUCUUUCUUUGGAUUCGAAACCAGCAGUUUAGAGGAAGAAAAGAAGAAGUUUUUGGAAGGUGGCCUGCAAGAGUCUGAGGACCUUGCGGUCUACACCUGGGGGGACGACAGUUACGAUGGUCUUGGUGAUGCCCUGCUCGAAGGGGGCGAUGAACUGAACGAUGAGACAUUUGGUGGCAUAGGUGAAGUUGGCAAAGACUUUGAUUUCACAAGACAGACUUUGCCAGAUGUCAUCGGAGGCAGGGAUGAGGAGCAGAUCGUUACCCAGGAACUCCCGAGGCAGCAGACACCCCUGCAGGACUCUAGCCAAUUUGCAUCGAGGCUGGCUGGGCGCGUCGCUUCUCCAGCUGGUGUUUCAAUCUGGGAUGACCAGUCACCGUUUUCGAUGCUUCCCGGUCCUCGCGCAAAUGGGACUUCACGUCCCACGGAUCACCAGCGAGCGCCGUCUGCAUUGAACAAGACCACUCUGCCUUCGCAUGCGCUUGCAGACCAUCGGCUACACGAUCAGCAGAUCCACCCCCGAUCGCAGACACCGAUUUCAGUACCUCGUCCGAUCUCUCGUGGUGUCACGCAGACCGGUGCACGAACUCUGCAAGAGAUAGAGGCUGAAAUGCGGCUCGCUGCGCAGCAAGCCCGUCAGCGCCAGGAGCUCGAAUUACGACAACAAAUGCAACUGCAACGAGAGCGGGAGUUGCGCCUUGCCGAACAGGAGCAGCAGGAGAGGUUACUCACGCAACAACUUCAACAGCAACAACAGCAUGAGCUACAACUACGUCUCAGUCAGCAUCAGCACCCGUUCCAGCAGCAGCCUACGCCCCCUCCACGUAUGGUACACCACGCCAACGCCCAGUUACCCCGCACACAGUCCCCUCGUUUCCAUCAUCAACACCAACAACAGAUCUUGCUGCUACAACAAGAACAGGAAAGACAACAGCAGGAGCGCUUGAAAGAGCUACAAGAACGACUAAGAAUGGAAGAGAUCGAAAGGCAGCUACGCGCUCAGUCAAUAUCCCACAUUCAGCGCCAACCCUCCGUUCAAGCCCGCCGACAAGCUAGUUACGCGGACUUACAAGCGUUGCAGCAGCGCAGGGGACACUCGCCUGCCACUUACGUAGGUGGGAAUCCUGCAGAAACGCCCUUGAUGAACCAACACAACGCCCAAUUUUUACCACAAAAUAUCCAACUACAGCAGAGAUUGCUUUCAGAAAUGGCUCAAGCGGAGUUUAUGAGGGACGUGCAGGGCAUAAGCCAGGCGGAACAAGAAGCCCUACGAGCAGAGGCCAUGCGUAAAAUUAUGGAGACGGAGCGAAUGGAGGAGAAACGGCGCCGCAAGGCGGCCAAAAUUGCGCACAUGUCACGUUACAACGAUUUGAUGACGCAAUCUGAUAAGGACUUCAUCACCAGAAUACAGGUCUCGCAACUUGUUACGCAGGACCCGUAUGCGGAUGACUUCUACGCACAGGUUUACGGUGCCAUCCUUCGUUCUCGCAUGGGUUUGCAGUCUGGAGACGAGCGCGUUCUCAAGUUUGGGUCGGGCGGUGGUGUCGGCCUCGGACUUGGGCAAAAAGUGCCCGGAAGGCGCCAAAGUGCGAUGCAAAAAAUGGAAGCACAGGUGGAGCGGAUUGUCAGCAAUGCCAGGCUCCGCGAAAAAGAGAAGGGUUUGCACUCCCUUCAAAGUCUUCAGGGAGCUCUUGGCAAAACCGCCGGACGGAGUUACAAGGCUGCACCUCGACAACUCCUUCAGGUUGAUGCGGGUACCGCGACAUCCACCGUAUCUGGUACACACCCACACAUUUCCAAGGAUGAUGUCCAACUAGACACCCGGCACCCUUUGGGAGAUAGUAAUGGUGCUGCACGUGAGGCUGCAAAAAUGGGGCGCGAGGCUUUGGGAGAUGCGGCCGGCGCUGAUGGCGUGGUGAGGAAAGAUCCGCUUACGCAUCGGCAAGUCCUCGUCGCACUAGAAGCACUUUAUGACCUGGUAUUGAACGUCGAGCAACUGCGACGCGAUCAACCACCAGAGGAAGACGUAAUGGCUGUUACCGCAUGGUCCAACUCAUAUAAUGAUCUGGUGGAACAGAUAUGGGUCGCGCUGAAGGUCUUGAUUCCUCUUGAGACCAGUGACCCACACCCGUUCAUUUCCCUCCUCACACCCAUCAAGGGCAAAAAACUACUCCCACGGCUCAGUCGACAUAUUGCCACCCACCGAAUGCCAACGCUUUUGACACUACUUGUGGCUUGUUUUUCUCAAUUAGAUGUGGUCGCGCAGGCACAUAUUCUUGAUACCCUUGAAGACUCACCAGAACGGCAAGAGGUGGAGCGACAGACAGCUGCAUUCCUCGGAAGCGUACUACAGAGCAUCUUACCGGUUGUCGCUCGGGCAGAGUUACGACUCGUUACGGGAUUACUAGGAUUACUCCUAGAUCGGAGUGACAUCAUCCAGGUUGCUCAGACUCGGCCCGGUAUUGCGAUGCUCACGCUGUUUUUGAGUCGUGUAGAGAUCAUCAAGCAAGGAAUGAGCACUAUUGCCGAGCCGACGGAUCUUCCAACACCUGAAGAGGCUCAACAAUGGCAGUUGGUGUUCGACCAUUUUUUCCAGCUCCUCGCCCCGUAUUUCCCCAUGCUAUUCCCAUCUACGCGUUUCGCACUCCAGCCGGCGGCAACAACGGCGGGGCCAACUGUUAUGCGGCAAGCCGAUCUUCUCGAUCAGCCUGUGUGGCAGUUCCUGGCAGCAGUGGCCCUCCACGCUUCUCCAGAUCAACAAUCCACAUUAGUUGCUGGGCUGCGUGACAAAGUCCUGGAGAAUGUUGCGAGUGUCCACAAGGGAUGGAUUACGGACGAGGAAGAGCGGUCGACGAAACUGGCUAAUGUCAAUUUGUUUUUGCAUGCUCUUGGGCUGGACAGUUCGCAGAUCACGGUAUAAGUGUCGCAUUUCAUUGAGGCGUUUUGGUUAGACUGGAAGGAAUUGUGUUGUUAUAUUUCGACUUCGAGUUUUACGGUAUAAUUUUGCAGGCCGGGAGGAGCACGGCUUUGUACAAGUACUUACGUAAUAGGCACACUUGUUUGCACAUGUUUGUACCCGUCCUCGUGUUGUGACCAAGGUUGUCGCAAUCCGCUCUU